Molecule: messenger RNA, 2301 nt
Organism: Eimeria necatrix
Lineage: Eukaryota; Apicomplexa; Conoidasida; Eucoccidiorida; Eimeriidae
Product: DNA replication licensing factor, putative
Exons: 16
Coding region: 1-2301 (766 amino acids)
Biological process (GO): double-strand break repair via break-induced replication; DNA replication; DNA replication initiation
Cellular component (GO): nucleus; MCM complex
Molecular function (GO): single-stranded DNA binding; 3'-5' DNA helicase activity; ATP binding
Source: RefSeq, a predicted model, not a curated record
AUGUUUGAGGGCGAGCGGGUUUUCUACUCUAACAACAGGUCAGACCCCCACGGCUUCGAGCCCGAUGAUGGAGGCCCCGAAUCUCUGCCGUCUUUGAAACAGGCUCGUCUAUUCUUUGAGCAGUACCUGCACCACGGAAGUGGGGCCCUGCGGCGAAAGCUGUUGGCGGAAGCAGAGAAGAACACGAAAUGCUUGCUGGAAUUGGACCUAUUUGACUUGAUCGAGUAUCAGCACAGAGUCCAGCCAGCUGAUCUGGAGUGCGUGAACACCCCUCUCUGCGGAAAAGACCGGCACAGGGCGCCCUCCGACUUUGCGCACAGGCUGGCGCGCUGCCUCAGAGAGAGGCCUUUAGUAUACUUGCCAGUUUGCGAAAAAGCGUGUGAGGAAAUUGCUGCAAGCAGCGCCAUAGUCCAGGGUGCAACAGAGGGGCUGGGAAGCAAGCGAGACCGCACGUUUGACGUUCAGAUAAAUCUUGUUGACUCGGGAAAGAAACCCACCGCCAUCCGCAGUCUACUCUCGCAGCAGCAGGAGCACUUCGUCGUCACGACGGGAAUUGUCAUCAGCUGCAAAGCCCCAAUAAGUCGCAUGCAGAAAAUAACCAUCCAGUGUCGCUUUUGCAACCACAAGUUGAUAAUUCAUGCAGCUGAGUGGAGAGAGCAGCCGCAGAUGCCGCGGUUCUGUAGAAUGUCGGAGCUGGCAGGUCCUGGCCAAAGCGAAUCCGACUUGGGUUGCAAAAAUAAGCCGGAACCCUAUUUCAUUGUCACCAACGAAUGCACAUUUGUCGAUGUUCAGUUGCUGAAGAUGCAGGAACUUCCCGAAGACGUGCCUACUGGUGACAUGCCUCGCCACUUGCUCCUAAACACUUCUCGCUUUCUUGUUGACGAGGCCACCGCGGGAGAUCGACUGAUAAUCAGCGGGGUGCUCACUACGGAGGUCAGCGCCAAAACCCCCAACGUCGCCGCGGAACGCUACGACCAAAGCGUGCCCCAGCAAGCGUACAUCCACGUGUUGGGAAUCAAGAAAAUCAACUUCUCACCUCUCCUUUCCACUUUGACUUCCCUCGAGCAGCGCUCUCUCUUCCAGAGGCUCAGUCAGGAACCGAAUAUCAUUGACAAAAUUGCGAGGUCUAUUGCCCCUGCUCUCUUUGGAAUGACGGAAGUUAAACGGGCCUGCGCGUGUCUUCUUUUUGGAGGCACUGCCAAGAUUAUUAACGACACCACUCGCAUUAGAGGAGACAUUAAUGUUCUUCUCCUAGGAGAUCCCUCCGUCGCGAAAAGCCAAGUUUUGAAGUUUGUAGCCAAGCUUGCCCCGAUUUCAGUCUACACCUCAGGAAAGGGAAGCAGCGCCGCGGGUCUGACAGCUGCAGUAAUGAGAGACCGCCACGGCGUCUUUAGCUUGGAGGGAGGCUGCAUGUGUCUAGCAGACGGAGGAGUCGUGUGCGUGGACGAGUUUGACAAGAUGCAGGAGCGCGACGUCGUGGCGAUGCAUGAGGCCAUGGAGCAGCAGACUAUUUCUAUCUCAAAGGCCGGGAUUAACACCGUCUUGAAUUCAAGGUGUGCAGUACUGGCGGCGGCCAAUCCGUCUUUCGGCAGCUUUGACGACGCCCAAGACACCACUGAGCAGCACGAAUUUAAGGCAACUAUCCUUUCCAGGUUUGACUUAAUUUUCAUGCUGCGGGACAAAGACGACUACGAAAAGGAUUCGCGCCUCUGCGAGCAUAUUCUAUCUCUGCACGCGCGGCGUGCGGCGCCGCCUCCUCAAGAAGAGGGGGAUAUAAUUCCUUUCGACGUGCUAAGGCGAUAUAUCCAAUAUGCCCGGCAGCAACAGCAACCCCUGCUCUCCCUUGACGCCAGGGACGCGCUCAAGAACUUUUACGUGCAAACAAGGCAAGAAGUUAGGGAAGACAGAAGAUCCGCGACACGGAAAAUACCCAUCACUCUUCGACAGCUGGAGUCGCUAGUGCGCAUAGCAGAGAGCUUCGCACGCAUGGAGCUGGCGCCUGUAGCUCAGGCGUCGCACGUCAAGCGGGCCAUCGAUUUGUUCUCCGCCUCUACUGCUGAGACCGCCAAGCACUCCCUCGUCUUCGAGUCCCUCACUCCAAUGCAGCAGAAAGCUGUCAAGCUCGCGGAAGAUGCUCUCAUGGGUCGGUUGCAGCCGGGACAAAGAGCCCUUCGUCGCAACAUUGUUAGAGAUCUCCAGCAACAAGGAUACGAUAAGCUUGUGGUGCAAAGGGCAAUCUCAAUCCUCGUGCGGCGAGGCGACCUUCAAGAAAGGGGUGACCGAUCCAUUAGGAGGCCGUGA